GUAAUUCUUUGUAGCAGGCGGGCCGUAAGGAUUACGAAAAAUGAGGUUUGGUUCUUGGUUUUUUGCUUCAGCUUGAUUUUAUACAGUUCUCCAGAUAGGAUGGAAAUAAAGAAGACAAAGUCAAAACUAGCAGAUCUGGCUAAAGAGAUUGCAUCAUGGGAAGAUGACUUGAGACGCAUUCCCUUACAUAAAGAACCAGAGAAAUCUAUUAGAAAUUCAGCUGUCAAGUUUAACAGAGAUAGCCUAGCUGACCACCACAAUCUACCCGUCUUUGCAAGGAAGGCUCGAUGGGAGCGUCUAAUGAAUGAUGGCUCACGUCACACUGAACAUGCUGUAGUUGGUGAUACAAAUAAAGCUCCUUCAUUAAUUCAACAAUCUGUGGCACCCAAAAUCCAAUCAGGUCAGGGUACUAGAGAAAAAUUCCUUACUUCUGUCACGUGUACCAAGGCUGACGUCCCCAGGGGAAGUUUAAGUCAUGCUGAGAGAGAAAGGCUUGAGCGAAUGCGAGAGCUGGCUGAAUUACGCCGAUCCCGUCGACCAGUUAUACCAACUCCUAAUUUAGGUUCAGUAUCUUCUGCAGACCCUCAUGAUUUAGAACCGGAAAAAGUUUCAUCCAGUUUUGUUUCAAGACAGGAGGAUGAUUUCUUGUUACCACCCCCUCCAUCACCCCCAAAUAUUUCGGCAAUUGAGAACCCACUAGUUACUUCGCCCCGCGGUACUCCCUGCGACAACUGUCAGCCUGUUUUAACGGAAGUUGUAAUGUGUGAUGAUGCUACUGUCCCGCAUCCCAGUCCUCCAAAGGAUAUUGGACUUGAUGAAGCUAAUUCUUCAAGCAGCAACACUUUCAUCAGUAAUACACAAUCUCCAAAUAUUCAUAAUGUCAAUUCAACGAAUGUAAAUCAAACAGAGUUGGAAGAAAUUAUACAACCAACUGUAUCAACAACUCCAACCAUUGCACAUCCCUAUUAUUCACGUCCUAAAAUUGGUGUUAAGCGUCGAUCAUCAUUUUCGGAAAGCUCAGUUGAUACCUUCCAUCAAAUUAUUCCGAGACAAAAAUCAGUCACAUUUCAAAGGACCACUUCUGAUAUUACAGAUGAAAGUGAAACUGACUUCAACUAUGAUGAUGAUGAAGAUUGUCCAACAUCUUCAGAGUUUUCCAGUCAAUAUGAAUAUUUACCAGAACGGGAAAAACAUGGGGAUAAAAUAACACAAAAAAUGGAUUCCGAAAGCGUUGGUGAUUCUGAGUUGUCUGAUUUUUUGGAUACUAUAAUUCCAAGUGAUGAAUUAAAUAAUGAAUUAUCCAGUUUAUCUUCACAAGAUCAAAGUAAUAAUAAAGAGAAUCAUCCUGAUCAUCGUUAUCAUCAACCAUAUUUUUCAAAAGAUGAUAGCGAUUUAUUGAUUAAUAACCAUAUAUCUCCAGUUCUACCACUAUCCGAGGCUGAACGACGUAUUCGAAGAUUGAAUGACUUACCAAAAUUGAUACAAGCAGAACGUGUAGUUAUUUUACAGGCCAGUGCAGCACUACAACAGUGUGUCAGUAUUCCUUUUCGUAAAAGUCCUGAAGACUUUGACAGAAUACGUGAAUUGGGUCCAGGUUCUCGAGUUCAUGUAGAAGCUAGCAGAACGAUGCUGAUAGCUUGUCAGCGUCGUCAAGUAUUAAUGGAAGAACUUGCAUUAUUGCAUAGAGGCUCUCCAGUUCUUGUACCACCUACACGUGGUGAUCCUAUACGUGCUCGUAUGAAACUAAACGCUAUUCGUUUAUCUCUUAAAACAUCUAACAUACCGAAUGAUCCUACAAGUGGAGGUGGCUAUGUUGUUGUUGGUACUGGACGAGAAGCUGGUGGUUGGAAUGUUCCUACUUUAAAAUCUCGUCCUGACAAUCAAUUAGGCCAACCGACAUGUUAUCAUUUAAUUGGUGUUAUAAAAUGCCGUGGUGAAGGUCGGUUGUAUCAUAGUGAUCUAGUUACCUUAAUGCAUGUGAGCGACUUACCUGUGGGAAUGUACCGACCUGCUCCUUAUGUAGAUUUGCCGGCAAAGCUAGAGAUUGUACCAGUUAGACCAGAUUUUGUAUUUCAAUUAGAAAUUUACUGUAUGCGUACUGGAACAGAUAGACCUAUGAAUAAUUGUGCAUAUGGUUCACCUCGUAUACUUGGAACAUCAUUAGUUUAUGGCGAUGAUAUUAGUAAUGAUAAUGAUAGUAUGAAUAGUUUUAAAACUCCACAGAAUAAAUUAUUACAUUUAAAGAAUUCGACAUCACCUGUUACUUCCUCAAAUCAUAAGAAAUCACGAUAUGGUCAUACUUCCAAUAUUGAGUUGACUCCUUGUGAAUCAGCAAGUCAUAUUUUAACUCAUUGUCUACCGUCAAGUUACUUUAAAACUACACCACAUAGUAAAACUUAUGAUAUUGAUCAUGGAAACAAUAUUGGACGUGACAAAAUUGCUGCUUUCUCCCUACUUUCCACUGUUGAAAUUCUUUAUCAUGAUGACUUAUUGGUUGGUUACGUUUAUCCUUCAAUGCAUGAUAAAUCUCAUCCCAAUUCUACUUCUUGUUCAAGUGUUUCUAUCAAUAAAACUGAAUUGAAUUCUAAUCGUUUACCUCUACGUUUAUUACAUUUACCUCGUUCUACUCCACUAGCUGGAACUGCUGGUCUUGUUGAUGCUUUUGUUAGUUUGGAAGCAAGAGUAUUAGCUCGUGGUUUUAUGACUGUUUUCGAAGAGAUUGGUGGAAUGGGUGUAUGGCAAAGGUAUUGGUGUCAGCUACGAGCUGAUUAUCUACAUUUUUGGCGAUAUCCAGAAGAUGAACAACGAGCACAUUCUAACAAUGCAGUUAAUAACAAACAUUUACACCCACCAUUGGGUAGAAUCGAUUUACGGCAUAUUGUUACACCUGGUGCUGUUAUAGCACCUCGUUCUAUUUGUGCUCGUGCAAAUACAAUUUAUAUGCGAUCUCUUCGUGAAAUCGAUCCCAAUUGUUUAUCAGCUUCUAUCAAUAAUAAUAAUAAUACUAAUAGUAAUAGCACUACAUCUGGGAUUGUUAAUAAAAAGAGGAGUUCAAAUGAAAGUCUGAUAUUCCGUGCUUCUACUGAUUAUAGAUGGUUGGAACAAAAACAUUUACUUUGUGCUGAUACAUCACAAGAACGUGAUGCUUGGAUUACAUGGUUAAAUGGUUGUAUAGAAUCUUUGAAAGAUUGGAUGCCAGGACAUUUCAAUUGUUUAUCUCGUUAUGAUGCUCAAUUAGAAUUUAAUCAACCAGUAUCAUCUCAACUGGGUGCUUUGUUAAUUCACGGUUUACCAUCACAAUCAUCAUCAUCGUCAUCUUCACCGGUAUUAACCAAAUAAACAUUGUGUGACAAUAAUACAUAAAUUUAAAAGUGUUAUCGCCACAUGUGCUAUUUUUCUCUCUUUUUUUUCUCUUCAUUAAUCUAUUGUGUUGUACACGCAAAGCUGAUUGUUUCAAUACAUCAUUUUUAUUCUCUAAAUUUAAUUAAAGAAAAAGUUCCUAAUAUACUUAAUGUACUCUCUCUUUUAUUUCAAGUACAUACCCCAUUUUAAAUUGAUUUCUCUUUGUAUAUACAUACAUAUAUAUAUAUAAAUCUGUCUAUUCGUUGCUUCUCUUCCUGAUUUACAUUGUCAACAGUAAUGAAAGUAGUUUAAUUGAACUAUUGUUUAAAAGAUAGUCUUCUUUUUUUCUUCUUCUCUCUGUUCAUUAUUAGUGCUUUAUUUCAUCUUGCCUAUUUUCUAUUUCUACACUUAACAUUUCUCUAUAUAACAUUCAUUUCUAUAACAUUUAUAUGUUGUGUCUUGUUUUUAUUGACAAAUAUAUACAAUAAUAUAG
Molecule: messenger RNA, 3835 nt
Organism: Schistosoma haematobium
Lineage: Eukaryota; Metazoa; Platyhelminthes; Trematoda; Strigeidida; Schistosomatidae
Exons: 15
Coding region: 100-3339 (1079 amino acids)
Biological process (GO): mitotic cytokinesis; actomyosin contractile ring assembly; septin ring organization
Cellular component (GO): actomyosin contractile ring
Source: RefSeq, a predicted model, not a curated record